AUGUCGGCACGCAAGGAGAAACGAGACAUACAUUACUGGCGAAAACAGGCAGCCACCUUGCCGGAUUAUGUGCCGCCGUGGAAGCGGGAACAGGAAUUGCAGCAGCUGCAACAUCGAGCCUCGAUCCUGUGGUCGCCGCAGCUGCAGGAUCAAGAUGACAAGGCUGUUCGCGAAUACCUCGACUAUGCGGCCAGUCGCUAUGAUAUCGAGGAGGAGCAGGCGCUGUUCAUCCUGCGGCGUCACGGAUACGACCUGCCCCUGGCCCAUCGACGCCUGGCGAAGACCGAGACAGCUCGAGGGUGUCGCUACCAUCGCUGGAAGGCCGAGGAUCUCAUCCGUCUUACCAAGGCCUUCGAGCGAUACGGCACCGACUUCGUGAAGAUCCGAAAGGAGCUACCCCAAUUUCCUCUGGCCGAGCUUCGGCUGUACUUCUCCUUCAUGUCCUCGGCCUAGGAGACUUCGUGA
Drosophila simulans is the source of this 465-nucleotide messenger RNA. RefSeq lists its product as uncharacterized. The transcript has a single exon. The record is from RefSeq and is a predicted model, not a curated record. NCBI's taxonomy places the organism in Eukaryota, Metazoa, Arthropoda, Insecta, Diptera, Drosophilidae. Gene Ontology annotation, biological process: negative regulation of DNA-templated transcription; regulation of transcription by RNA polymerase II. Gene Ontology annotation, molecular function: transcription corepressor activity. Gene Ontology annotation, cellular component: transcription regulator complex; histone deacetylase complex.